Messenger RNA from Cryphonectria parasitica EP155, 1431 nucleotides. RefSeq lists its product as uncharacterized. Lineage: Eukaryota; Fungi; Ascomycota; Sordariomycetes; Diaporthales; Cryphonectriaceae. Bases 1 to 1431 code for a protein of 476 amino acids. The record is from RefSeq and is a predicted model, not a curated record. The transcript is spliced from 2 exons.
AUGCGGUCCCUCAAGUCCAUCGUGAUCCUCAUCGUUGGCAAUCUGGGCGAGGACGCCUUCGUCACUGCCGACUGGUCGAAUCCUCAGAAACUUGCCACUGAAAUCAAGAGAGCUGGCAUGCGCCAAGUCGACCAUCUGUGCAAGCAGGUGACUCACCUCGUCGUCAGCCGACGCGCUUUCAAAGACAAAGCCCCGGAAGUCCGGAAGGUUCUCGCGAUGAGGCCGAGCAAGAGAAAGCCUGCAAUCGUUACCUGGGACUGGCUGGACGACGUGAUCGCAGACAAAAAGUACUAUGGGCACUACGAUGUGUACCACCCAGGCAAACCUCGCGACAUCAACGCAAUCAAUGCUAAGCGUUGUAAAAAGGUGAAGGUCACCAAAGAUGAGGCCUUUCCGGAAGGUGAGGAUGCUACUGCAUCGCAUCAGACUGAUCAACAGACUUCCCGCAAGGGCAGCCAGCAGAACCCGAAACCGUCAACCCCCGCGAAGAAGGAGGAGACGACGACAGCAGUGCACCUGGCGGCUAAGUCGGUCAGUGGAGGGAGCUUCAAAAAGACGACCGAGGUACCUCAAAUCCAGGAAACAACCGAGAAGAGCAUUGACAAGCACAUUGACCAGUUUAAGUCUGCUCCUGAGGAGAAGAAGAAUAAGAGGGAGGAGGAGGCUGGUGAAAAGAAAGCCGUCUCAUCUGGAAAGACCAGCCCCCAGAAGCACACCAGUGUGGGACUAGGCCCGCACGUCUUGGAUAGAAAGACGCCAAGUGAGCGCGAAGCCAGUCUGGCCCCUGUCAAGAAAGUCCUCGAUGUCGAGGACUUCGAGAGUCUUCAAGCUUGGGUGGUCGCAGCAGCUCUACGGCCUUUCAAAGAUGACAAGGACCAGUUCCAGUACUGUAUCGAGCUCAAGAACGGUGACUCGAGAUGGAUGCUGAAGCUUGAGACGUCUACUUCCCACUCUGUCAAGAAGAUGUAUCGAGUUUGGGCAGGUCUAUAUGAUACGUCUCCUCGCGCCAGGUGCCAGCAGACGAGGGGUCCAACGCGGGACUUUCAAGAGGCGAUGGACCACUUCAAAACCUUCUUUCAACGAAAGAGUGGAUACAGAUGGGACGAACGUCUAUUGAGGGCAGGCAAGGACCAGCCAGAGUGGCAUUACCAGGCCCCGGCUGAAGGAAAACCCACGGGCACUGUUCCUCCCGAGUAUACACCUGGCCAUCCAAAGUGUGUCAAGGUUGAGAAACUGGCACCCCUCAACUUGCACGGUUUGAUAUGCCGGACGAAAGAGGAUGCAGCCAAUAAUCCACAGCACCCGAUGGAGGCUAAGAAGGACGAUACAUCCAGCGUGCUGCAGAGAAAGCGUAAGGCAGAUGAUGAACUCCGCGCGGAGAGCUCAGUACCCAGCUUCAAAUGGAUGAAACACAGCCGUCACGACGAAUAA